Molecule: messenger RNA, 1491 nt
Organism: Rhinolophus ferrumequinum (greater horseshoe bat)
Lineage: Eukaryota; Metazoa; Chordata; Mammalia; Chiroptera; Rhinolophidae
Gene: LRRC19
Product: leucine rich repeat containing 19
Exons: 5
Coding region: 110-1222 (370 amino acids)
Biological process (GO): interleukin-8 production; positive regulation of non-canonical NF-kappaB signal transduction
Cellular component (GO): plasma membrane
Molecular function (GO): protein binding; signaling receptor activity
Source: RefSeq, a predicted model, not a curated record
GAAAUGCAAUCAUAUGACAUACUUUUCUUUUUAAUGGCGGAGAAGAAACAGAAUAGAUUCCGUAGCACACCAGUGUCAGAGACAAAAGAAAAAAGUAAAGGCCCGCGAUAUGAAAACCACAUGCAUCCUGAUCUUGUUUUGGCCUCUCUACAUGUCAUUAUUAACAGAUGAAAGCCAGACUUCUAAAACAGAAGUCAAAUGUAAUUUCACUGAAAAGAAUUAUUCCUUGAUUCCAGCAGAUAUCAAUAAAGAUGUUACUAUACUUGAUCUCAGUUAUAACCAAAUUACUCUGAAUAUUAGAGACAUAAGUGUUCUACAGAGGUAUUUGUUACUCACUGAGCUCUAUUUGAUUGAGAAUAACGUCGUUAUCUUACAUAAAAAUAGUUUUGGUAACCUCUUCAAUCUGAAAAUUUUAAAUAUCUGUAGAAACUCCAUCCGCGUAAUUCAACAGGGUGCAUUUAUCGGCUUAAAUAAACUAAAAGAGUUAUAUCUUUGCCAAAACAAAAUAUUACAACUGAAUCCUGAUAUAUUUGUGCCUCUAAAAAUCCUGAAACUUUUGAAUCUGCAAGGCAAUUUGAUAAGCUAUUUUGAUGCACCUCCACUGUUGCAUCUGGAAUUAAUCAUUUUAUAUGGAAACCCAUGGAACUGCUCUUGUGGUCUAUUGAAUUUGCAGAACUGGUUGAACACAUCAAAUGUGAUACUAGAAAAUGAGAACAUCACCAUGUGCAGCUACCCAGAUAUCCUGAAGAGCUACAGUAUCAAAACAGUACCUUAUAAUGCUGAGUGCUACUCAAAAUUUCCUUCACCUAUAACUGAAGAUCUUUAUAUUAAUUUUCAGUCCAUUAGCAAUUCAACAUUUAAUAGCUCUUUGAACAACUUAACACGAAACUCAGAACAUGAACCUCUUGGAAAAAGCUGGGCUUUUCUCGUUGGUGUUGUAGUCACUGUACUGAUUACUUCACUCAUCAUUUUUUUUGCUAUCAAAUGCCCAAUAUGGUAUAAUUUUCUGCUUAGUUAUAAUCAUCAUCACCUGGAAGAGCACGAAGCAGACGCUUAUGAAGAUGAUUUUACUGGAUAUGCAAGUUCUAUUUCACAGAUAUCAGAUAUAAACUCUGAAGAAACUACAGUAAUAUUUGAACAACUACAUUCAUUUGUGGAAGACGAUGAUGGGUUUAUUGAAGACAAAUAUAUAGACAGUCAUGAAUUACACGAAGAAAAUUAACUUCUUUCAAUGUUUGAAUCUUUAAAAAAGGUUAUCAGUUCACGCAAUGUAGACAGGGAGAUUUUGAUAUGUGACAUACCAAACUAUAGUUAGUAGACCUUCAUAUUAAUUGCAACACAGAUAAAUCUUGUAAAAUAAUGUUUUUAUCAUUGGUAUUGAGAAAGUCGGUCCAGAUACAGUAACUGACACUUCUUGGUAGCUAAGUUACAAUACUAGUAUUACUAUUCUCGGCAGUAUUCAGGAGACCAUACUCGUAUAUAUUAGUUAAA